Amphibalanus amphitrite is the source of this 1834-nucleotide messenger RNA. Its product is annotated as trichohyalin-like. Lineage: Eukaryota; Metazoa; Arthropoda; Thecostraca; Balanomorpha; Balanidae. The transcript has 2 exons. The record is from RefSeq and is a predicted model, not a curated record. Bases 758 to 1834 code for a protein of 358 amino acids.
CCACGCCGGCGUCCCCGUCCCAGGUGGGCGCGCGGACCGGCCAGGUGCGGCUAUUUUCGGGACCACCGCGGUCAUGUUUUUCUUCUCCCUAGUUUCCGGAUUCUUUCAGCUCCCCAUCUGUGCUAUUCUUCGUGACACCAUUUCUCGCCAUAUUUAAACUGAUGUAAACAUGUUUCUCGUCCUGUUCUGUUCUGGCCUCCGCAGCGUGCGGACGUGCCUCUGUCCUGUCGUAGCCGUCGCACCGUUCGUUGGACACCGCAAUAUAGAAAUACCUCUUCAGUGCUGUGUCGGGAAGUGUGGAAACAACGAGACACAGUGAGCCUCAGUGAGCGGGCGGAGUUAGAAUCGGGCGUGUGCGGCGCGUGCGCAGCUCUUCAUUCUACACAAGUUAUCUUACCUUCACUCCUCUACCUUUCCUGGUCUGCUGAAUUGUGGGCCUCCUUGUCGCUUGAAUUGUGACUUCUAUCUCUCACCUGUGUCACGCUGAAUUGCCGUGGCUCCUGGCUGCUGAAUUGUGGCCAUCCUUCAUAUCCGAUCGAUCUGCCUAAAACCCUUCGCCUACUUGUGUUGAAUAGGGUGUGCACGAGUUUCAUUUCACCCAAAUGCCGUGGACCCGCUGGUCUGAUUAGAAAGGAGUGUCUACAGUCCGCUCCGCCAGAGGAGAGUCGGGCGCCGCGCGGAGCGGUGUCCCGUCGAGCACAGGCCGGCGCGUGGCCGCGACAUUUACUGGUCCUCCGGGCCGGAUCCAUCCGGCAACAUGUCAGCAACAGGAGAAACAGAACAGCCUCCCUCAGCAGACCUGGAAGAGAGCGUCCCAAGAGAGAAGCGUCAUGAAGCGGUGAGCGAGGAGUUGAAGGUGCUGCGCCGGAAAAGGGGACAGAAGUUGGCAGCCUUUUCCCGCGCGUGCCACAGAGCAGAAUUACUCAUCGCCGUUCGUGGGAGUCGCUCAACCUUAGAAGGAUUGUUCGAGACAGUCGAUGUGGCAUUGGAAGGCGUCAUCACAGCGAAUGAUGCACUGGAAGCCUGCCUGUCGUCUGAAGCAGAUAAGGCUGAUGCAGAGGAGUACUGUGCCAAGGCAGAACGUGAUAGAGAAGAUAUCGUCGAAAGAAUCACCCAGCAUCUAGCAGAGCGCAGAGAUGAGCCGCCAUCAGACGCCGGCUCUGUCGUUUCUGUCGCUCAGAAGAGCCAGACGAGUGCCGUCUCAAGAGCAUCUCAAGUCGAAGCAGAGGUUGCGUUUAAGAUUAAAGCACUACGCCUACAGCAGCUUAAGCGUAGGCAAGAAGAACAGCGACUGCAAGAAAGUCAAGAAGAGGAGAAACAGCGCCGCAGGGAGGAAGAACAGCGCCGUAGGCAACAAGAGGAAGAGCGCCGCAGGCAAGAAGAGCAGCGCCAAGAGAGGGAAGCCGAGAGACGAAGACAGCUUCAAGAUGCUGAAGAUGAAGCUGAAGCAGCCCAGUUCGAAGCUAAUCUACGUAAGGAGCUCAACGGUGACCUUCAAGACGAAAGGAGGAACGAUUUCGAAGAUGAGCUGUUUGCAACAGAAGAAGCCGGAAUCAGAAGUCAUCAGCGAGAAGUACAGCUGUCGUGUGAUAGGUCGGCUACAGCACCAAGCCAUGAAAUGGAGGAACGUCGUGAAGAGCCGGUCAAAGGUUCAGGAUCUCACCAAAUGAGGCAAAACACGUCAUGGAUAGGAGAGCUACGCAGUCCGCUCGGCCAGUCAGGUCGCGACAACCUGAUGACCCAGUGGCAAAGCCUGAUGCAGGCAACGAUGGAGCAGACGCAGCAGCACCGGGGGCGGCAGAUGUCCUCGACCCAGAUCCGGCGCUACAGGUGA